Saprolegnia diclina VS20 is the source of this 771-nucleotide messenger RNA. RefSeq lists its product as hypothetical. The transcript has a single exon. The record is from RefSeq and is a predicted model, not a curated record. Bases 1 to 771 code for a protein of 256 amino acids. NCBI's taxonomy places the organism in Eukaryota, Oomycota, Saprolegniomycetes, Saprolegniales, Saprolegniaceae. Gene Ontology annotation, molecular function: protein binding.
AUGCCUUCUUUGCCGACUUCAACGAGCACGACUCUGGUGCUGCCCCCGCACGAGUCUUUCGGUCUCGUGCUCACACCCCCUACAUCGGGCGUCGUCAAAGAUGGUCUUAUCGUCGAGGACGUCACGAAUCCUCGCUUGAAAUACCAAGUGAAGGCCAACGACGUAGUUGCUGCCAUCAACGGUGUCCCGUUCCACGGACUCCGAUGGGACCAGGCCGUCAAAAUCAUCCAAACAACACCACGACCGUAUGCGCUGACCUUUCUGCAUUCACUCUCCUCGCCGCUCUUCACACCAGCGAAGCGCGAGCCGCCGUCGUACGUAGCUGUCGUCGAGCGCGGCGUGCAGUUUGCCGACGCAGCCAUGCACGGUAUUAACGGCGCUGUUGUCCACCACCUCACACCCGAGGCCAAGGCCGACGGAAUCCUCGCAACAGGCGAUGUCCUCUACAAGGUGGGCGAGAUCAAUGUGCUCUUCCGGCCGUAUUCGGUGGUCAUGGGCAUCGUUGCCAAGGCUGCCCGUCCAAACGUCCUGCAAUUCAUCCCUCACGCCUUGGUCGCCGACACGGUGCGCUCGACGCUGCCGGCGAGAGCUCGUGUGCAGCUAGCCAAUUUGAAACGCGAUGCGAUGCCCGAGGUCGUGUCCGACUUGGCCAGUUUUCACCAGAUACAUGGGUCGCUCAAGGAGUGCCAACUGCGCCGCUCAGACGUCAAGACGUCCUCAAGUAAUCGCUGCCGCGUAGACGGCGCUACCGUCGUGCCGCCUCCGUACUGA